AUGAGAGGCUCGCAGGCUAGGCCCCCACCUGUGUGCGAACCAGCCGAGGACACGCCUACACACCCAAAGCGAGUUUACCCCGGGCAGGGCUCUGUUGAGGCUCAGGAACUAGCAAAUGCCUUUGUUUACGUCCUGAGGCCUGAAGAUGACGGAACAUCUACUGAAAGUGAUGGAAUGGACUGUGUAUGGGAGAUUAGGGCAAAUUGUAGAGAUCAGCAGGACCCAGUUCGGAUUCGUGAAAGGAAGAGGAACUAUGGAUGCUAUGUUCACUACAAAGCAGUUACAAGAGAAAGGUGUGGAGAGAAAUUAGAAGAUCUCCUGGGAGCUUCGGAACCUUACAACUACCCGCAAGCGCUUGCGAGAAUUGUUGGCAGGUACCGGGGCGGAACAAAAGACAGCCACUCGCGGGCAGAGAUGCAAACAUGGAGCGAUCCCUGUUGUGGAUCCCUGUUGUGUGUGCUGACCUCCCUGAGCUCCUCUGAGUGCAGGCCUUCUCUCACCAGACAGCCUUGCCUCACUACCCAGUUCCCCUUCACCAACCGGCACUACCUCAAUACCAGCCAGUCCUCCCAGCCAUUGCCAGCUUUCUCUCACCAGACAGCCUUCCUUCACCAGUCAGUCCUCCCUCACCAGGCUACCUUCCCUCUCAUCAGCCAUUGCCAGCCUUCCCUCACCAGCCAGCCUUCCCUCAUCAGUCAGUCCUCUAUCACCACUUACUGCCAGUCCUCCCUCACCAGCCAGCCAUUCCUCACCAGCCAGUCUUCUCUCACUGGCCAGCCCUCCCUCACUAGCCAUUCCUCCCUCGCCAGCCAGUCUUUUCUCAUUGACCAGCCUUCCCUCCCUGGCCAGUCCUCCCUCACCAGCCAUCCCUCCUUCACCAUCCAUUCCUCCCUCAACAGCCAGUCUUCUCUCACUAGCCAGCCCUCCCUCACCAGCCAGCCUUUCCUCCCUGGCCAGCCCUCCCUCACCAACCACUCCUCCCUUACCAGCCCAGUCCUCCCUUACAAGCCAGCCUUCCCUCACUAUCCACCCCUUCCACACAAGCCACUACUGCAUCAGUCACUGCCAGCCCUCCCCCACCAGCUAGCCUUGUCUCACCAGCCACUACCAGCUUUCCCUCAACAGGAGACUAGGUUUUUGGUGAUUAACUUCAGGAAUUUGCAAAGAAAAGAAAGAUAAGUUUUAGAAUUGUCUGGUCUAACUGAUAGCUCUUUUUUUAAUUUCAAUUUUCAUUUUAUUUAUCUAUUUGAAAACUGAAUGAAGAUGAGUCAUCUAUUUUUCCUUUUUUUUUUUUGCUUGCUUACUUUCUUUACUUUUAUUGAGGUGUCUUCAUAUUCCGCUUUUUUUAAACAAUUCAGUUAUAAGAAGAAAAAGUGCAAAAGGAGAUGGAGAAUUCAAGAGUUUACAAAAGUAAAAGGGAUGGAACAAUGAAGAACAUGUAAACAUGUAAAGAGGGAUGAGAAUAAACAGCAAAUCUUGUGCAGCAAGACUGCAAGUGUACAAGUAGUGGAUGUGUUUCUGUUUAGCAUAACUCCUGAAUGUUUAAUUGCAGUCAGUUCUCCUCUAAUGCAUUCAUUUCCUUCUGCAAACCUGUUGCAUUUGAGAUAUAUUGUGUUAGAAGAACUCUUGAAAACCCUUAUUUCCUUCUGCACCCCCACCCAAAGUCCCUUUUUGAGCUCAUCAUUGCUAAGGUUUUGGCACCAAAGAUACAAUGUGGAUGGUUGACUUGUUUACCUUAAAGGCCCUCCUUAUCACUGUCUUCUUGCCAGCUUUAAUCCCAUGUUUUUUCUUCAACUUCUCUUAUUAAUGGUGAGGUGGCUGCACUUGCAAUGUGGGGGUUGAGUGUUGGGACUGUGAUAAGUGGUUGCCUAUUGCAGCAUAGAAGCAGAAGGGCCACUUAGGCCAGUGUCACACUAUGUGGCAGCACUAUUUUAGUGUAAAACAUCAUUCAAUUUGAAUGGGUGAUUUGGUAGUCUUAUUUCACUGUUACUUACAAGCAAGGCAAUGAGAGAUGGUGGUGAGGAUCUCAUACUUUAGGUUAGCAGAGUUCUAAGGGAGGAUCUCAAAGGUGAGAUCGAGUUCUGUGGGAAGAUCUAAGAGCAGGAGACUGAGUUCUAUAGAGCUCAAAGCCUCUCAUGUUGUGGCCUAUGAGAAGAUCACAGAGUUGGAGGGUAUAAUGGUAGUCCUUCAUCAGGAGAGCCACGUGCUAUGCUCUGACCUGUGUGUUCAAAGGUGACAAAGGUAAUGGAUAUGAUGAAAAGAUGAAAAGGUCAGAUGCUUUUUAUACCAUUCUUUCAAGUACAGUGAUUGUGCAUGAUGAUAGUCAAGUUAUAUACUCAGAUCAUGCAUUUUGUUCCAGGUAUAGGAAGCAAAGCAUGAAAGUUUGUUUGUCUAGGAUAGGGUAUAGGCACUGUUCCAGAUAGGCUUGAUGCUUGCUUACAGAAUGAAUGAAUGAUCCUGGAAAAGUCAAAAGGGAAAAGUUGUCUAAGUUUUAAGUGGUUUUAAUAACUUAAGGUGAGGGAUAAAGGAAAAACAAGAGGA
Scylla paramamosain (green mud crab) is the source of this 2541-nucleotide messenger RNA. RefSeq lists its product as uncharacterized. The coding region runs from base 1 to 1179 and encodes 392 amino acids. The transcript has 5 exons. The record is from RefSeq and is a predicted model, not a curated record. NCBI's taxonomy places the organism in Eukaryota, Metazoa, Arthropoda, Malacostraca, Decapoda, Portunidae.